AUGUCUUUGGAAUUAAGUAUAAAAUAUAAACCUUAUAAUCUAAAUAAUCUUAAUAAAUUAGAUUAUUAUUCUACUAAUGUGUGUCUAACUUCAAUUGCUUUAGCUAUUGGUAUUUAUGUAUCAGAAUAAUCUAAAUCAUAUGAAAUAUAAAUUCCUUAUGUUAUAAUCAUUACUAUUUUGAACCUUAAUAUUUUAUAUACUUUAAUAUCAAAGAUUGUAAUUGAAUACUUGAAAGAGAAAACCAGUUUUUUUGAUGAAAAGUUUGAUAAACUUCGUAAUCUAAUUAGAGAAAAUUUCCCUUUUCUAGGACAAAUUUCUUUUAUGAAAAGAAUAUUAACAAAUCGUCGUGGAUAACGUGAAAGAAUUACUAAAUUAUACUAAAAAUUAAAAAAAUUCGUAAUUCCUUAAGCUAAAGAAAUUAUUGCCUUGAAAAAUACUUAAUGUUAAAUUGCCAUAGAAAAAUAAAUUGAAUAAAAUAUUGAUAUAUACCCUUUGAGUAUUGGAAAUACAACCUCAGCUAAAGAAAGAUAAUAAUUUAUUGUAAAAUCUUUAUAGGAAAGUUCAUUAAAUUUUCAAACUUCAAAACAAAAAUCCUCAAGAUUGGCUUCAAUUCCUUAUAUCCUAGAUAUCCAAGAUAAAUGA
This is a messenger RNA of Paramecium sonneborni, 642 nucleotides long. The record is from the annotation of a GenBank genome assembly. Lineage: Eukaryota; Ciliophora; Oligohymenophorea; Peniculida; Parameciidae.